Molecule: messenger RNA, 2357 nt
Organism: Maylandia zebra (zebra mbuna)
Lineage: Eukaryota; Metazoa; Chordata; Actinopteri; Cichliformes; Cichlidae
Biological process (GO): cell surface receptor signaling pathway; immune response
Cellular component (GO): external side of plasma membrane
Molecular function (GO): transmembrane signaling receptor activity
Source: RefSeq, a predicted model, not a curated record
UGGAAACAUUUCUCACAAGUACAGAGACAUUUUCACCAUUUUCAGUGUUGAAUGUCAGGAUGGGACAUGCUUUCUUCUGUGCAUCUGGGUUGGUUUUGCUGAACACACUUCUGUCUUGCGGACAAACUGAAGAUAAACCCAAACCUAAUCUCAGUGUGUCUUCAUCAUGGCUGAGUCCUGGGGCAUCAGUGACUCUACACUGCAGUGUUAGAAAUCACUCUGCAGAAUGGAGGUUCUACUGGUAUCAGGCUUUUUUCAAAAAUUCAAGCAAGGGCUACUACUUUGAGCUGCUACCAGGUGGUAAAAAUGGAACUGCACAAAAUUCCUACAUUGUUCAUGGACAGAAACAGACGGCAGGAUAUGCAUGUAGAGCUGGAAGACAACAGCCAGAGCAUUUCACUUCGGACAGCAAACCUGUAUUUGUUUGGUCUGCAGAUUCUAGUUCAGCAACUGCAACUGUCAAAGUGACUCCUGACAGAGUGCAGCACUUCUCUGAAGAGUCUGUCUCACUGCGCUGUGAGGGGAAACCUUCUGAGUGGAGAGUGAUGAGGCUGAGUGAAGCAGGCUACCUUGCAAACUGUUCUGCCUGGGGAACAAUGAGUGGAUCCACCUGCACGAUCAAAAAUGCUACAACCAAACCAGCCGUGUACUGGUGUGAGUCUAAACUGGGUGGCUUCAGCAAUGCUGUCAACAACACAGUGCAAAAAAGCAAUAUAAUACUUGUGAGCCCGGUCCACCCAGUUACUGAGGGAGAAGCUGUUACGCUCCACUGCAAACUGAGGAACAAAACUUUAAAAUCCUCUGUGCUUUUCUUUCGAAAUGAUAACCUCAUCAGCAAUGACACCAGAGGGAGGCUGAAUAUCCCUGCAGUGUCAAAAUCAGAUGAAGGCUUUUACAAGUGUCAAUAUUCAGAAAAACAGUCACCACAGAGCUGGAUGUCAGUAAAGGCGGUAUCCAGGCCUUUAAAGUCUUCAUUUACUGCGCAGAUGAUUAUUGGAUUUGUUUGUGGGAUUUUACUGAUUGCUAUCCUACUCGUGAUUUAUCUGAAAGUCAAAGGAACACAGUGCAAACAAACCCAUGUUGAUUCUGCAGUUUCUGAGGUUAGCCAGAAUGCAUGUCAGCUUGAAGCGCUCUACUCUGAAGUCCAUGAUGAUAAUCUGCUGUAUGCCCUGGUAAUGCACAAAAACAAAGGUGAAACCCAGAACAAUGCAGGUAGACCAUCACAGGCAGCAGCGGAUGGCGCUAUCUAUUCUGAAGUCAGACUACAGGAAAACAGCUCUUGUUCAUAGAAAGAAGCUUCAGCUUUACAGCAAGAAUUUCCUGAGUUUGAAUCGACCUAGUUGGACCUUUCUGUGUGCAGCUUGCAUUUUAUUUGUGCCUGUGUGGGUUCUCUCAGAGUACUCUGCUUCCUCCUACAGUCCAAAGACAUGCAUGUUAGGUUAACUGUGUUUGUGAAUGUCCAAAGUCAUCUGACUGUGUUAGCCAAAAUGUUCAGGGUGUAUCCCACCUUUUUCCCUGUGACAGCUGGGAGAGGGUCCAGGAAGAUUUUCUCUGUAAUUGAACAUAUUUUGCAUCUGUAGCCCUUACAGUUGUCUGGAUUGGUGUUAAAGCUGCUUCUUUCAUUUUUUUUUUAUACUUUUGCACUUUUCCACUUGAAUUCUGCUUGUCCUUCAGUCUUGUCCACACUUCCACUUAAAAUCUAAAGGUGAGAGGUCUUUCUCUGAGUCUCCCCUCUUUUGUAAAGUCCCCCUCCUGUUUGGAAAUUGUUUAAUCAAUCUUGAAGACCUAGCUAUUUUCACAGGCUUUUGGGUCCCUUUGAAACCGGCUAUGGGUCUGUUCUGUCUUAGUUUAUCUUGGUUCUUUGUGUUAUUUGUGCACGUAUGUGUAUAUGUAUAUAUGUACACAUGCACACGUGAGUAUCUGUGUGUAUAUACUGUACAUGUUCCCUUUCAGCACAUGAUGUGAUAAAUAGUAACUCAGGAAUGGUGAAUGGUGAUAUGACUGCUACAGGAGACUUUACAUUUCAUUUCAUGUGUCAUUUUUGGCUUGAUAGCUAUUGUGGUGGUUAUUAAAGAAGUCAUUACCAUGAUUUUAAAUGUUUUCUGCAAUUUAAAAUAACUACACUUUCAGUACAUUAUCUGUGUAAAGAACAGUGUGCAGAAAAUUUAAUGAUAAUAAACAUAAAGAAAGAAGAAAUACGCCUGGCAUGACUGUAUGAAAUUUAUUUCCUCUUUUGUCAUCAUAUACUGUUCAAACCUGCCAAACUGUCAAUAAAUGUGUCACUGUUAAUUUCUGUGCCUUUUUAGCACCACAUAAAGAAUAUAUAUAAAUAUCACAUGUGGUGAUGUGCUAUACAA